AUGGAUAUCCAGGCUUCGUCUCUCCUCCUGCUUCUUCCUUUCCUUCCACUUCUCAUUCCAUGCAUGUUCAUCUACUUCCUUCCAAUAUUCAGUUACAGAGCUGCGGCAAGAACCCAUUUUAGCUUGUUAUUGGGCUUCUUCCACAUCAACUCUUCUAAUGGCGAUGCCUCCGACGACGUUGGCGGAGAUCCCGGCGUGAGGCGCUACUUCACUUUAAAUCAGCCUGCCGCAGAGUCUGAGACGAAACAAGCAGAGUGCGCCAUAUGCUUGUGUAAGAUAGAAGAAGGAGAAGAGAUCCGAGAGCUGAGAUGUGAGCAUCUCUUUCACAGAGUUUGCUUGGAUAGAUGGAUUGGAUAUAGGCAGUCCAGUUGUCCCCUUUGUCGGGGUUCUAUAAUGCCGGCGAGCAGGAUGACAGCCAGGCUUUCCGGAGGGAAUGAGGAGGUUGUGGAGGAGAUAGUCUUCAUGUUCUCUUCCUUCCAACGUUCCGACGCUCGGGAAAGAUGGUGGCUAAGAAAUAAAAGGGUCUUACCUUCUGCUUUUGAUCCUCCUGGCGGUGGUGGUGGGAUGCAGGAUUCCAUGUAA
Messenger RNA from Nelumbo nucifera (sacred lotus), 582 nucleotides. NCBI's taxonomy places the organism in Eukaryota, Viridiplantae, Streptophyta, Magnoliopsida, Proteales, Nelumbonaceae. The record is from RefSeq and is a predicted model, not a curated record.